Porites evermanni is the source of this 1746-nucleotide messenger RNA. The record is from the annotation of a GenBank genome assembly. NCBI's taxonomy places the organism in Eukaryota, Metazoa, Cnidaria, Anthozoa, Scleractinia, Poritidae.
AUGUCCUCACUAAUAACUGCCGUAUUUAAAGCCACUAUCGGCCUGGUGGUGAAAAAGGGAAGGGACAAACUGGCCGAAAAGUUGGAUGAAGGCGAUCUUACAGAUCAGAAAUUCCGAGGCAUGAUCGUCCGUGAAAUUGACGAAAUAAGGAAGAAAUUAGAUGGUUUAGCAAGAAAGGAUUUGUUGGCAAGUAUCAGCUUUUUUGAGGAAGGAAUUGUGCUGCUGUACGAAGUGUUUGAAAAGGCCAGAUUCGAUUUCUCAAGUGAUUACAGCUCAGUAACAUCACAAGGAGCAGUUGGGUCAGCUGAUGCUGAACCAUGGGGUCUGACUGGAGGACUGAGACAGCUGACGCUUACUGGUCUCGAUGAAGCAGCUUCAAGGAAGCUUACCAAUGCGAAAAAGAGGUUCGAACGUGCCCGUGAAAGAGCUACUGACGCGUUUGCAAAUGAAGCCUUGGUACUAUCUGACCGCGUGCUAGCAAUGCAAUAUCGGGUUAUGUCGACGAUACUAGAAACUGUGGACAAUCCUGCAGACGCAAUGGCGGCCUGCGGACUGUGUAUUAAAGAACUUCACUGUUUGCCUGGUAUAAAAGAAUGCUUCAAAGUAGAGCUUAAGAGGGGCUUCAGGGCUUGGUUGAGUAAAGACGAACGCGGGAAACUUAUUUCAACGGUAUGUCUCAUCAAUCGCGCUGUCUACGAUGUCACGUUAAUAGUCGAUUUUGGCCGCCAUAACCUAGAAAACUGGCCUUGUGUUGAUAUUGGAGAGAAAGAAGUCAGUCCGCUCCGUAAUGAAAGUAUUGCGAUUGCUAAAGUGCUGAAGAAAUACGGCAUGGAGAACUGCUCUGUACCAUGGUCAUUGGGUCAGGACAGUACAGAGAUGCAUGAGCCUUGCCGCAUCGCUACAAGCGCCCAGGGACAUUUCCUGAUAGUAGACCUGUGGGGUCCUCCCGUGAAGGUGUUCGAUAACAAAGGAAAUUUCUAUCUUAGCUUUUUUCCUGAAAAGCAUAAUCUCUUUACAAAGUCCAGAAUUAUAGAUAUUGGCAGUGCGCAUGCAGACAUGGACGGGAAGAUCUAUUUACUGGUUGAACAAGAGCAAAUAGACCCGUCAACUGGGAAAUUUGAUGCGUUUGCAGCGUGUGAAAGACUUUUGGAAGUGCAGGUUUUUAACAAGACCGGUAACCUGCUGCACACUGUUUCUGUGAGAAGCCUAGGACUAACGCCCUUGGCCAAACUAACAGUGACCAGUAGCAAAUUGCUGUUGUUGAUUGUUGGACUAGAUAGUGAUGAGAAAGUUGUUGAUGUCUACGAGCUGAGUGGUGAGUCUCUUGGCACAUUUGGUGAAGGUGUGUGGACGUCGCCAACAGAUAUCACUGCUACUUGUGAUGGUCACGUCAUGAUAGUGGAUCAUCCAAACCAAUAUGAUUCCUGCGUUUACGUAUUCACUGUUGAGGGACGACAGCUUACCAAAUUUAACAUCGGAAUCAGAGGGGAUUACUAUCAUUCCAUUGCAUGUCACCCGACAGGCGAACAUGUCGUCGUUGCUGGUUGUGCAAGAGAGUCACCACACCUCCUGAGGUUGGCUAUAUACACUGCCGAUGGCGCGUAUGUACAGAAAAUUCAAUUAGAUGAAGAAGUUAUCUUCAGUGCGCUGCUUUCUUUUCUAUAUGGAGUUUCAGUGACCAUGGAGGGUCACAUUGCUCUCUCUUUUCAAGACAAAGAUGCCAAUCGAAAGGUCAUCGUUGUGUAA